GAAAAAAAACAGCAGGGAAUGAGAAUGCAUGGUCAUGUAAUCAAGUCAUUAAACCCACUGUAUUAUUGUUUAGUAAAAAGUUAUUUAGGCGGAUUGUAUUCUCUUCGGGUCAGUUAGCUUAACUAUUACAUAGGCUAUUUGUUAUAAGUUAUGAAAAAGGGAGAUGGGCGGGGCGGAGUUCUAGCACCAAGUGGCAGUACAUAGUAGUAGCAGCAGGCUAUACAUCUUCAAUUUACAAAUAACAUUUACGACGGCAGCAGCUUUUCUGCUGCAAUGCUCGGACGGACUGCCAUCACCUCCGGGGUGACUGUCCAGAAGAUCAGUAAAACCAUCACCUUCUUCUGCAAUGAUACUCUGACCAGCUCGAUCACCUCCAGGCCAGCAGGGGGCCCUGGUGCCACUUCCGCCGAUCAGCCCAAGCCGCUGCUGCUUUUCCUGCCCUGGCUGGGAUCGCGGCCCCAGACCAUCACCAAGUACUGCGAGAUCUACUUCCGCACAGGCUUUGAUGUGCUGAUGGUGGAGAGCGAGGUGUCCCAGUUCCUGUGGCCGCGCUGGGGGUUGGAGUACAGCGCGCGCGUGCUGGACGUGCUGGAGGACGAGCGCUUCUCCCAGCGGCCCCUGCUGGUCCACGCCUUCUCCAUCGGCGGCUACACCUUCGGCCAGAUGUUGGUCCACAUGGCCCGUGACGGCCAGCGCUACCGCGGUCUGGCGCAGCGCAUCCGUGGGCACAUCUACGAUAGCCUGGUCAUCGGGUCGCUGGAGAGGAUGGCCAUUGGUCUGGGUAAAAACGUGUUCCCCCGUUUCGAGGGCCUAGUGAGGCGCCUCAGCCUACUGUACUUCCGCAUGUUUAAGAAGCAGACGGUGGACUACUUUAAUGCUGCCAUCAAAGUCUUCUGGAACAGUCCGUUGACUUCUCCCGCCCUGUUCUUCUACUGCGAGAAUGACAUGCUUAGUGACCCGGAGGACCUGGAGGAAUUGAUCACCUGCUGGCAGAGCAGAGGGAUCACAGUUGAAAAGCAGAAGUGGAAGGAGUCCAUCCAUGCGGCACACCUGCGCGCCCAUCCACAGGAGUACCUAUCCGCCCUGGACAGCUUCAUGCAAAGCAUCAGCAUUGUGCCGCUGAAGGCUAAAAUGUGAACCUCCCCGAACCUCCCCAGAAACAGAGAGAGAGAGAGAGAGAGAGAGAGAGAGAGAGAGAGAGAGAGAGAUUAACAUAGAUUAACAUAGAUAGAUUAACCCCCUCUCCCAAACACAUCACCUUAGACCUUCAGAGGAACGUUUACCACUUCUGUUCAGUUUCACAGAAACUUUAUCAACACAGCACACAUGGAACUUUAUCAACACAGCACACAUGGAACUUUAUCAACACAGCACACAUGGAACUUUAUCAACACAGCACACAUGGAACUUUAUCAACACAGCACACAUGGAACUUUAUCAACACAGCACACAUGGAACUUUAUCAACACAGCACACAUGGAACUUUUCUCUCGGGUCUCCACAACGUUUCCCAACAUAUAGUCUUUAUACAAUAAAAAACAGCAAAGCUUUUAAAUUCAUAUGAGCAUAUGCCACAGACACUCAGUAGCUGUACACUGUUUCUGCUUAAGACUCUUAUGGCAGUAGUGAGGAACGUGCUGUGAAUGCAUGUGCUUACUCCCUCCAUGGCUUUUGUUUACUGAUGCUGCUUUGUUUUUUUUUGUGUACUUUGGAAGCAAACAUAACUUGCUUGAAAAGUAUACAUUACUGAGCACCCUGAUAUUACUUGAGCUGAGCUCAGUGAUGAGUGUUGAGCUUUCUAUGUACUUCCAUUUUGAGAGAGGUUAAUAGAUUAAACAAAUGUAUUUAUGACCGUUAGAAGAACUAUUGAUAUGAUUUUGUGACAAAAUACAAAUGAAAAUCUAUGCAUUGUUACAUUUCAAUUUUUGUAGUUUUUGUAAAAAUAAAUGUUAAUUCUGGGGCUACUUUUCAGCUUCACUCUUAUACUUUCUUUCUACGUUUGUUCCAAAUCAGUGUCAUCUUACCAACACAUUAUUAAAUUACAAAAUGAUGAACAUUUUGACAACAUGUAAA
Clupea harengus (Atlantic herring) is the source of this 2073-nucleotide messenger RNA. Its product is annotated as transmembrane protein 53. Gene Ontology annotation, molecular function: serine hydrolase activity. Lineage: Eukaryota; Metazoa; Chordata; Actinopteri; Clupeiformes; Clupeidae. The record is from RefSeq and is a predicted model, not a curated record.